Thlaspi arvense is the source of this 3132-nucleotide messenger RNA. The record is from the annotation of a GenBank genome assembly. NCBI's taxonomy places the organism in Eukaryota, Viridiplantae, Streptophyta, Magnoliopsida, Brassicales, Brassicaceae.
AUGGAUACAUUGACUUUUACAGCUCCUGAGAGGAAGUCCAUGGAUGUUAGGGCAAUGGAGAAAAGGGAGAAUUCUAAGACCGAGAGGGGAUCUAAAGUCCUCAAGAAGAAGCCAGCAAUAUCUGUUACAGCAUCUAUGGAAGAAGAUGUUGAAUCUUAUGCAUCAGGAUCGGAUAACGGAGCAAGAAACAUUCUACAUGGCCAUUCCAGCAGACGAUACAGAGAGAAAACGUCAAGAUCCGAGGCUACAGAGACUGCUGCUGCAGCUUCGGAUGUUUCCACGACUCCAAUGAGUUUUCCUCCGCUGCGGUCAAUAAAGAGAAAGACUUGUGAUGAGAUGGAGCACGGAGAAAAGCGUGGAAGAUACAGCGACUCUAGUUACAGCAAGCCUUCCCCAUCACCCAUGUUAGCUGCAGCCUCCCCAUGGCUGGCUACAACAAUGUCUUCUGCUGUUCCAAUCCGGGCUUCUAGUUCCUCUAUCAGAUCCAAUAAACUUGUACACUCUAGGGAAGGUGAUCUGACAAAGGAGAGACAGGAAGGAGCUGAAGAAGAUAACAAUGAGAUCACAGAAGAAAUGCGUUUGGAAAUGGAAUAUCACUCGGACCUUGCAUGGUACGAUACCGAGGAAGGGAACUCACUGUUUGAUGCAGAUACUGCGUCCUUUCUCCUUGGAGAUGAUGCUGCUUCUCUACAGAAGAAGGAAGCUGAGAUGGCGAAAAGACUGGUUAGAAGCAAAAUGUCAGCCGCUCAGAGUAAAAAACACUCUCAGCUUAAUGCAGACAAUGCUCAGUGGGAAGACCACAUGGCUAUAAUCGCACUGAAAGGAUCGGGUCUUGUCAGAGAAGUUCGGGAGAAACAAAGCAUGCGUAAAUCAAAACAGCGGUUCUGGGAGCUUGCUGGUUCUAACCUUGGUAACAUCCUUGGUGUUGCAAAAUCAGGCGAGCAGAUUGACGCCGAUAAUGCUGCAGUUGGUGGAGAAGGUGAAGUAGACUUUAAAGGAGAGGCUAAAUUCGCACAACAUAUGAAGAAGGGAGAAGCUGUGAGUGAAUUUGCCAUGUCAAAGACCAUGGCUGAGCAACGACAGUACCUCCCAAUAUUUUCAGUUCGAGAUGAGUUACUGCAGGUAGUAAGAGAGAACCAGGUGAUAGUGGUGGUUGGCGAAACUGGUUGCACACAACCAAGGCGUGUAGCAGCCAUGAGUGUUGCAAAGAGAGUUAGUGAAGAGAUGGAAACAGAGCUGGGAGAUAAAGUUGGGUACGCCAUUCGUUUCGAAGACGUGACUGGUCUAAACACUGUGAUCAAGUACAUGACCGAUGGAGUGCUGCUGAGAGAGACGCUCAAAGAUUCCGACCUGGAUAAGUAUCGUGUGGUGGUGAUGGAUGAAGCGCAUGAAAGGUCACUCAACACAGACGUCCUUUUCGGAAUACUGAAGAAAGUUGUGGCUCGGCGUCGUGACUUCAAACUGAUAGUCACAUCAGCGACACUCAACGCUCAAAAGUUUUCCAGUUUCUUUGGGGGUGUUCCUAUAUUCAACAUCCCUGGAAGGACUUUCCCUGUCGAUAUCCUCUACUCUAAAACUCCUUGUGAAGACUAUGUUGAGGCUGCUGUUAAACAGGCGAUGAAGAUUCACAUAGCGAGCCCACCUGGGGACAUUCUCAUAUUUAUGACAGGGCAAGAUGAGAUUGAAGCAGCAUGCUUUUCACUCAAAAAGAGAAUGGAGCAGCUUGUUGCAUCCUCCAGCAGAGAAGUCACGAAGCUUCUGAUUCUCCCAAUAUACUCUCAGUUACCAGCUGACUUGCAGGCAAAAAUAUUCCAGAAAGCAGAAGAUGGAGCCCGUAAAUGCAUUGUUGCCACCAACAUCGCUGAAACAUCAUUGACGGUCGAUGGAAUAUAUUAUGUGAUUGACUCGGGGUAUGGAAAGAUGAAGGUUUUCAACCCUAGAAUGGUUAUGGAUGCUCUUCAGGUUUUCCCCAUAAGCCGUGCUGCCUCUGAUCAGCGUGCAGGAAGAGCUGGAAGAACAGGGCCUGGAACGUGUUACAGGCUGUAUACAGAGAGUGCUUAUCUGAAUGAGAUGCUGCCGAGUCCCGUGCCGGAGAUUCAACGAACGAAUCUAGGUAACGUUGUCUUGUUGCUGAAGUCAUUGAAGAUAGAUAAGUUGCUAGAUUUUGAUUUUAUGGAUCCACCUCCACGGGAGAACAUCCUUAACUCCAUGUACCAGCUUUGGGUAUUGGGUGCUCUUAGCAACGUUGGAGGCUUAACGGAUCUUGGGUGGAAGAUGGUGGAGUUCCCGUUGGAUCCACCUCUUGCAAAGAUGCUAUUGAUGGGUGAACGGCUUGGUUGCAUAAACGAGGUCUUGACGAUUGUGUCAAUGCUUUCGGUACCUUCAGUGUUCUUCAGGCCUAAGGAGAGAGCAGAAGAGAGCGACGCAGCAAGGGAGAAGUUUCUUGUGCCGGAGUCGGAUCAUCUAACACUGCUGAAUGUGUAUCAGCAGUGGAAAGAGCAUGACUAUAGAGGAGACUGGUGCAACGACCAUUACCUGCAAGUCAAAGGUCUGAGAAAAGCUAGACAAGUGAGAUCCCAGCUUCUGGAUAUCCUCAAGCAACUCAAGAUACCACUCAAGUCGUGUGGACCAGACUGGGAUAUUGUGAGAAAAGCCAUAUGUUCAGCGUAUUUACAUAACUCGGCAAGAUUAAAAGGUGUUGGGGGGUAUGUGAACUGUAGAACCAGGAUGCCUUGUCAUUUGCUCCCGAGCAGUGCACUGUAUGGUUUGGGAUACACACCGGACUAUGUGGUGUACCAUGAACUGGUCUUGACCACUAAGGAGUACAUGCAGUGUGCUACAUCGGUUGAGCCGCAUUGGCUAGCUGAGUUAGGGCCUAUGUUAUUCUCGGUGAAGGACUCAGAUACAUCAGUGUUGGAGCAUCAAAAGAAGGACAAGGAAGAGAAAACAGCAAUGGAGGAAGAGAUGGAGAAGCUGAGAAGAGAUCAGGCGGAGUUAGAGGUGAGAAGCAGAGAGAGAGAGAAGAAGAAAAGGGCAAAGCAGCAACAACAGGUUUCAGGUCCUGGCAUGAAGAAAAGCACCACUACUUACCUCAGGCCUAGAAAGUUUGGACUGCGAACAUUGUGCAAAUAG